AUGGGAAAGGACAAGAAAGGAGAUGAGGCUGUCUUCCUGAGGAAAAAGAUAACUUUGCUGAGGGCUUUUUCACUCCUCAUCGGCAGCAUGGUUGGCAGCGGCAUCUUUAUCUCCCCUAAGGGAGUACUGAAAAACUCUGGCAGUGUGGGUUUCUCCCUGGUUGUCUGGUUUGCUUGUGGGCUCCUCUCAAUGUCUGGUGCCUUGUGUUAUGCAGAGCUUGGAACAAGAAUCACCAAAUCUGGAGGACACUAUAUCUACAUUUUGGAGACACUAGGGCCUCUGCCAAGUUUCCUGUUCCUAUGGGCAGAGUUUUUUGCUAUAAGGCCUGCCAACAGUGCUGUGGUUUCUUUGGCUUUUGGACGCUACAUGCUGGAGCUGUUUUUUGCCCCUUGUGCAGCCCCUGUCCCUGCUGUGAAGCUGGUGUCUCUCCUGGGGUACUACAUGGUCCUCACCCUCAAUUCCUGGAGUGUCACCUGGAGUGCCCGGCUGCAGAUGGCUCUCUCUCUUGUCAAACUCCUGGCUCUUGCACUUAUCAUCGUACCAGGAAUGAUGCUGCUGGCCCAGGGCCACACUGAAAACUUCCAGGACGCUUUUGACAGACAGUCUCUGGUUUUGGAUAAGCUGCCCCUGGCAUUUUAUGCAGGCAUGUUCGCAUAUUCAGGCUGGUUUCAGACCAGUUUUGUGCGUGAAGAGUUGGUCAGACCUGAACGAAAUAUCCCCCUGGCUGUCAUUGUGUCUGUGAUUACAGUAAUUGUAGGCUACAUGCUCACCAACGUCUCCUAUUACACGGUCCUAGGAAGGCAAGAUGUUCUGGCCUCUCCCGCUGUGGCUGUGAGCUUUGUUCAGCGAGCCUUCAAAAGCCUGAUAUCCGUGGUCCCUGUCCUUGUUGCACUGUCCUGCUUUGGAACCAUGAAUGGAGGGAUCCUCACGUUUUCAAGGACUCUGUUUGUGGCUUCCAGGGAAGGACAGUGGCCUCCUCUCUUCUCCAUGAUCCACAUUCGAAGGCAUACACCUCUUCCCUCUGUCAUGUUAAUGUUCCCUUUGGUUACUGCCAUGGUGUGUGUUGGAGAUAUCUACCAUCUGUUGAACUUCUUCAGCUUUUCCCGAUGGCUCUUCAUAGGAUUAGCCACCCUCGGACUCAUUGUCCAUCGCCAUCGUCACCCGGAGCUGCACAGCCCCUUCAAGGUUCCCCUGUUUGUUCCUGUCUCUUUUACCAUCAUCUGCCUCUUCACAGUAGCAAUGUCUUUCUACUCAGACCCUGUGAGCAUUAGCAUUGGAUGCGUGGUGGUUUUAAGUGGUUUUCCAGUCUACUACCUCAUAAUCCAUAGGCAAAUGUCAAGCCGUUGCUGCAGACUGUUUUAUUAUCUUACACACAAACUACAGUUACUGCUGGAAGUAGUCCCACAAGAAAUCAAGACUUACUGA
Indicator indicator is the source of this 1425-nucleotide messenger RNA. Its product is annotated as cystine/glutamate transporter-like. The coding region runs from base 1 to 1425 and encodes 474 amino acids. The transcript has 12 exons. Lineage: Eukaryota; Metazoa; Chordata; Aves; Piciformes; Indicatoridae. The record is from RefSeq and is a predicted model, not a curated record. Gene Ontology annotation, cellular component: membrane. Gene Ontology annotation, biological process: amino acid transmembrane transport. Gene Ontology annotation, molecular function: L-amino acid transmembrane transporter activity.